Messenger RNA from Clonostachys solani, 337 nucleotides. NCBI's taxonomy places the organism in Eukaryota, Fungi, Ascomycota, Sordariomycetes, Hypocreales, Bionectriaceae. The record is from the annotation of a GenBank genome assembly.
AUGGAAGGAUCCACAUCCAAACUUGGGUCAGAAGCGGCGAACUUCUUUGCCAGCCUCUUCUCUGCGUCUGUCACAACAGGAUCGACAAGUGAGGUAAGAUGAUGAUUCAAUAUCGGCUCAUCAAUCCCUCCGCCAUGCGAGGAAAUUGAAACGCCAUGUGUGUGAGGAAGUAAAGGCCUCAAAGUAACAUUCCGGCCGCUUCGAGGUUGGGUAUCCCUUUGUGUAGGCAGAUACUGGCAAUCGAGACGUCGAUUUACGCAUCGUGAGCAUGGGGUUGACAAGGAGCAGCGUGCUUUUGCGGCGCGGCACUGGGCGCAAGAUUUCGCCCGGCUCUUAG